AUCAUCUGUCGGAUGAUUUUGGAUUCUCAUUUUUUACAUUUCUAUUGUAAAUUACGACGAAAUGGCUAAGAAAACUUACGAUUUGUUAUUUAAAUUACUCCUCAUCGGUGACUCUGGUGUAGGCAAAACUUGCAUAUUGUUUAGAUUUUCAGAUAAUCAUUUUACAACAACUUUUAUAUCUACUAUCGGUAUUGACUUCAAAAUAAAGACAGUAGAACUGCGUGGCAAGAAAAUAAAGCUCCAAAUCUGGGACACAGCCGGGCAGGAGCGGUUCCACACCAUCACCACGUCGUACUACCGCGGCGCCAUGGGCAUCAUGCUCGUGUACGACAUCACUAACGAGAAGACCUUCGACGACAUCGUCAAGUGGCUCCGGAACAUUGACGAGCAUGCUAAUGAAGAUGUAGAAAAGAUGAUACUGGGUAACAAGUGUGACAUGGAGGAAAAACGUGUGGUCAGUAAGGACCGUGGUGAGGCGAUAGCGCGCGAGCACGGCAUCCGGUUCAUGGAAACGUCGGCGAAGGCGAACAUCAACAUCGACCGCGCCUUCUCGGAGCUGGCGGAGGCGAUCCUGGACAAGACGGCGGGGCGCGAGGCCGACGCCGACCACGCGCGCAUCGCCGUGGAGCGCCGGCCCUCGCGCGCGCCGCCCGCGCGCGCCUGCUGCUCCUAACUCGCGCCGCCCGACACGCGAAAAUCGCUUUAGGUCCCCGCGAACGUUCAUAUUUUAAAGGAGAACGUUCCGGGACGCGGGAGCGUCUGAUCGAUCGCCGAAUUUGUGGCGUGUUUCAUCUGAAUGUCGAGUCAUUAGUGUUUAAUUACUUAAUGGGUCUUCUGUAUAAAAACUUUUCAAGUUAGUAUCGUGGUGAAAAGGAUUUAAGUAAACUUUUAAAGUAAAACUAUUGAGAUUCAAUGUAUGUAUGUACCUAUACUUGAUGCAGUUCAGAAAAAACACCAAUUUUCAUACUUAAAUGAGAGGCAAAUGUGUUUUUUACUUAUUGUUAGUGUUAAUUCAUUUAUUUACUUACAUUAUUAUUCUAUUGCUACUUACGCAAGCGCAACGACACUACGGCUGUCGCGUGCAGGCUCGAUUACUCUUUAACUUUUCCUUAACUUUAUUCAGAUUUUUUUUAUUAGUCGAUAAAUAGUUUAUUUACUCGCAUCAUAUGUACUGUUUUAUAUUCAACCUUGUGCGGGGUAUGUAUAAGCUUACUUGGUGGCUGGCGGUGAACAGUGACAUAUCUGCGAAGCAAUAGAAAGCCCCCCAACCAGCAUUUACCCAUUCUAUUAUAUUGGUGUAGUAGACUUAAGUCAAAAUUUAUUUUGGUUGGUAGUGUUUAGGGUUAUAUUUCUCAAUUCAAUAUUAAAAGUAUGCUGACAUAACCUUGAUCCCUGUAUCCUUCAUUUAGAUUAAUUUACGGUGUACU
This is a messenger RNA of Ostrinia furnacalis (Asian corn borer), 1427 nucleotides long. It is a transcript of the gene Rab10, whose product is annotated as RAS oncogene family member Rab10. Bases 62 to 673 code for a protein of 203 amino acids. Lineage: Eukaryota; Metazoa; Arthropoda; Insecta; Lepidoptera; Crambidae. Gene Ontology annotation, molecular function: GTP binding; GTPase activity. The record is from RefSeq and is a predicted model, not a curated record. The transcript has 4 exons.